Lichtheimia ornata is the source of this 345-nucleotide messenger RNA. RefSeq lists its product as uncharacterized. Gene Ontology annotation, biological process: pyruvate import into mitochondria. Gene Ontology annotation, cellular component: mitochondrial inner membrane. The coding region runs from base 1 to 345 and encodes 114 amino acids. The transcript is spliced from 4 exons. Lineage: Eukaryota; Fungi; Mucoromycota; Mucoromycetes; Mucorales; Lichtheimiaceae. The record is from RefSeq and is a predicted model, not a curated record. Gene Ontology annotation, molecular function: pyruvate transmembrane transporter activity.
AUGGCUGCUGCUGCUUCGCAAAGUGCUUUCCAAAAGUUCAUCAACUCGCCCGCAGGUCCAAAGACCAUUCACUUCUGGGCUCCUGCCAUGAAAUGGGCCCUUGUCAUUGCUGGCAUUAGCGAUUUGCAACGUCCUGCCGAGAAGUUGAGCUUGUCCCAAACUGCUUCCCUUCUUGCCACCGGAUUGAUUUGGACUCGUUAUUCCAUGGUCAUUAUUCCCAAGAACUACAGCUUGGGUACCGUCAACCUCUUCGUUGCUGGUACUUCUUUGAUGCAAAUGGGCCGUAUCUUCAACUACCGCAUGUCCGACGAGUACAAGCAAAAGCAACUCCAGGCAGCAGCAUAG